CACCUCUGCCUGGUGAUGGAGUACGCCCGGGGGGGCCCCCUCAGCCGGGCCCUGGCCGGCAAGAAGGUGCCCCCCCACGUGCUGGUCAACUGGGCCGUCCAGGUGGCCCGCGGCAUGAACUACCUGCACCACCAGGCCCCCGUGCCCAUCAUCCACCGUGACCUCAAGUCCAUCAACGUCCUGAUCCUGGAGCCCAUUGAGAAUGAUGACGACCUGAGCGGGAAGACCCUGAAGAUCACGGACUUUGGACUGGCACGCGAGUGGCACAAAACCACCAAGAUGAGCGCGGCGGGCACCUAUGCCUGGAUGGCGCCAGAGGUCAUAAGGCUCUCCCUCUUCUCCAAGAGCAGCGAUGUCUGGAGCUUUGGGGUGCUGCUCUGGGAACUGUUGACCGGCGAGGUCCCCUACCGUGAGAUCGAUGCCCUCGCCGUGGCGUACGGUGUGGCCAUGAGCAAGCUGACGCUGCCCAUCCCCUCCACCUGCCCCGAGCCCUUUGCCCGCCUGCUGGAGGAGUGCUGGAGGCCGGACCCCCACGCGCGCCCAGACUUUGGCUCCAUCCUGCAACAGCUGGUGGCCAUCGAGCAGUCAGCCAUGUUCCAGAUGCCCCUGGAAUCCUUCCACUCUUUGCAGCAGGACUGGAAGGUGGAGAUUGCGAGCAUGUUCCAAGAGCUGCGCACCAAGGAGAAGGAGCUGCGGAGCCGGGAGGAGGAGCUGCUGCAGGCCGCCCACGAGCAGAAGACCCAGGAGGCAGAGCUUCGCCGUUGGGAGCAAGAGCUGGCCGAGCGGGAGAUCGACAUCGUGGAGCGGGAGCUGAACCUCAUCAUGACCCAGAUGGGGCAGGAGAAGCCCCGGGUGAAGAAGCGGAGGGGGCACUUCCGGGGCUCCCGCCUCAAGCUACGGGACGGGAACCACAUCAGCCUCCCCUCGGGGUUUGAGCACAAGAUCACAGUGCAGGCCUCGCCCACGUUGGACCGGCGGAAAGGUCUGGGGGCCGAUGGCGUCAGCCCCCCGGGGAGCCCCAUCAUCAUCCCCCGCCUGCGCGCCAUCCGCUUGACUCCCUUGGAUGGAAGCCGGACGUGGGGGCGCAGUACCUUGGCCAAGAAGGAGGAGCUGGUGGGGACCAAAAAGAAAGGGCGGACUUGGGGGCCCAGCUCCACCCUCCAGAAGGAGAGGCUCGGUGGGGAGGAGAGGCUGAAGUCCCUGGCUGAAGGGAGCAAGCAGUGGUCAUCCAGCGCACCCAACCUGGGGAAGUCUGCCAAGCACAUGCCCCUGGCAGUGGGCUUCGCCAGCUUAACAGAGAUGGAGGAGUAUGCGGAGAACAGCCCCCCUCAUUCCCCAUGUCUUCCCCUCUCUCCAGAGGGGUCAGGGGCCUCUGCCCCCCUGCAGCAGCUGCCAUCCAGCUCAGAGGGACCCAAGCGGGGCAUGGGGCCGUCGCGUCGCCGCAGUGAGCUGGUUUUAUUGGGCUGUGCCUCCAUCCUGGCGUCCGUCGCACUGGGUGCAGACCUGGCUGAGAUGGCAGGGGAGGGCCUCAGUGCCCCGCUGGGACCCCCCAACUCCCUCACCCUCCUGUCCCUCUCGUCCCUCUCGGACUGCAACUCCACCAAGUCACUCCUGCCCUCAGACAGUGACGAGGCCUCCUGCCUCCCAGAGCCCCGCAGCCCCUCACCUGAUUUCCUCUACAACCCCCUGGUGGAUAUCACCAUGGAGAGCUUCAAGAAGGACCCUCGCCAGUCGCUCACGCCCACCCAUGUCAGCGCCCCGCAAGUAAUCAGCCGAGGACACCGGCGAACGCCCUCCGAUGGAGCUAUCCGGCAGGCAGGCCAGGGCUCUCUGCAGGCUGCUGACCACCAGGGUGCCCAGGAAGCCCUGCUCUUUCCAUGCCUGCUGGACUCCCCCUCCCUUUCCUCUGGCCAGGCCCACCACAGUGUCUUGGAGCAGCCUGCCGCCACUGAAAGGCCAGCGGAGCGCCCUCGGACACUUGCCUUUGCCCCCCGCCCCCGCCCACCCCCGAGCCGCCCCCGCAUAGACCCCUGGAAACUCGUCUCCUUCGGCCGGACCCCGGGGGAAUCCACCAAGGGCAGCCCUGGGUGCCGUCAGACGCUACUAGACAUGGACAUGGACGGACAGAACCGAGACAGGACCGUGCCCUUGUGUGGGAGGCGAACCUCCUGUUGUGGCCUGGAGCCGGACAUCUCCCAUUGA
Messenger RNA from Euleptes europaea (tarantolino), 2202 nucleotides. It is a transcript of the gene MAP3K10, whose product is annotated as mitogen-activated protein kinase kinase kinase 10. NCBI's taxonomy places the organism in Eukaryota, Metazoa, Chordata, Lepidosauria, Squamata, Sphaerodactylidae. The coding region runs from base 16 to 2202 and encodes 728 amino acids. The transcript has 10 exons. The record is from RefSeq and is a predicted model, not a curated record. Gene Ontology annotation, biological process: positive regulation of apoptotic process; protein phosphorylation. Gene Ontology annotation, molecular function: ATP binding; JUN kinase kinase kinase activity.